UUACAGUGCGAACUUUUAUAACGGAGGAAAAUGCAGUCUAAAUUGCAGCUACGGUGUUAUUGCAGAUACUUCAAAAUCUAAAAGAUUGUACCUACAAUUGCAGUUACGGACCACAAUUUAAAAUUAUGCUCAAACCUUUUUUGUUGAGAGCAAUACACAAAGUGACUUUACACAACAGAAUAUUAAAACUUUACAAGCUUUUAAUAUGAAUCUAAUUGGGACACUUAAUAAGUAGUUGGAUAAUGACAACUUAACAUUGAGUUCAUUACACUCAAAAGAGGUUUUCUGAAUUCAGGCAUGUGUUAUAUUUGUAUUAAUAUACCACUAAACUUAAACUCCUAAUUAUUUGAGGCAAAAGACAGAGACAAUACUACUAAUAUUUUCACCUAAACAGUUAAGCAUUCUCUAAUUAGUGAACCGCAUAGAAUGAGCACAACAAAUAGAUAAUGUUGAAACUGGGAAACUUAAAUAUGACCCAUCAACCUCUCUGCCUCAUGGGUCGGGUAUCGAAAAUCACAUGUUCAAUUCUAAUGCUAGAUGAGUUGAUGUAUGCUAAUUUCUUUAUGCUGUAGCCUCUGAAGGACAGUUUAUCUGCAGUAUACCGUGGGUGCUAAAUGAAGAAAGUAAGAAAACAAGCUCGUGAAAGCAAGGUGCUGUCAAGUGUCAGUUUAGGGUAUUGUACUGUAGUACUCUCUGGCCCCGGAAAAUCGUAACGAAUCACAAUGGUUAAUGGUGGUGGUGUGGUACUGAAUGCUGGUAGACCCAGAAGGAACCACUUGUGGAGUCAAUUACUAAUCCUCUCAACCCAAAUCCCAAUAUAGGACUAGCAGCAUCUAAAUUAUCCAAGGCCACCUUUGCUACCUUUAGGCUCCUAAAAAUUGAAGGCACGCUACCGGGACAUUAGGGUACCUUUUAAAAAAGUAGAAAUUAUAUAAGUAGUAGUAUCAAUCAAAUAUGAUAUGCUAGCACUACAGAUAGCUACUCAACACAAAUUAGUAACCCAUCAUGGUCAUACAUUACACAACCCAGCUUCUCCCUUAAUUUCCUCACACAUCACUUUCUUCCCCCUACCUCUUUUUCACUACUUGAUUAAUUUCCCCACUCCCAAGCCCACCACUCUACACUCUUCUUCCCUCACUCUCUCCUAGCUAACACCUACAUAUAAGCACUCACUACUUCUUCAAAGUUGAGUAAUCAAUUCUGAAUUAUAUUUAUUUUUAUUUUCAUACUAUAUGGAGACAGUUUCAGUUUCUUCCCCCUCCGAAGGAACUAAGACAAAAGACAUCGAUGGUCUCCUUGCCGGUGUUGGCUACAAAGUCCGGUCAUCAGAGCUACAUCAAGUAGCUCAGAAUAUCGAACGAUUAGAGAACGUGAUCGUGAACUCAUCCAGCGACAUUUCUCAAAUCGCUUCGGAUACUGUCCACUACGAUCCCUCCGACAUUGGCAAUUGGGUGGACAAUCUUCUCUCUGAAUUUGACCACACUGCCUCUUUACCAUACGACUUUUCGGAACUACCAGAUCUCGCAGCAGCUCCGCCACAAGACCACCAACUAAAGGUGGUGGCUACCGUCGAAGAAGAUUCGGCGAUAAAGCUGGUCCACAUGCUGAUGACGUGUGCCGAUUCCCUGCAACGAGGCAACUUACCAUUGGCUGGCUCACUAAUCGAAGGCAUGCAAGGGUUGUUAGCCCACAUGAACAUCAAUUGCGGCAUCGGGAAAGUCGCUGGAUAUUUCAUCGAUGCUUUGAACCGUCGAAUCUUCGGUCAAAACAAUAUUAUCUCUGCUUCACUUUAUGAGAACGAUGUUCUUUAUCAUCACUACUACGAGGCUUGCCCUUACCUCAAAUUCGCUCACUUCACAGCCAAUCAAGCCAUACUGGAAGCUUUCAACGGCCACGAUUGCGUCCACGUCAUUGAUUUCAACCUCAUGCACGGUCUUCAAUGGCCGGCGCUAAUUCAAGCUCUUGCGCUUCGUCCUGGUGGACCUCCUUUUCUGCGUCUCACCGGCAUUGGUCCGCCGUCGCCGGACGACCGUGACAACCUCCGCGAAAUUGGACUGCGGCUCGCUGAACUAGCUCGCUCUGUCAACGUUAGAUUUGCGUUUCGUGGAGUUGCGGCAUGGCGGCUCGAGGAUGUUAAGCCGUGGAUGCUUCAGGUGAGUUCUAAGGAAGCUGUGGCGGUAAACUCAAUUAUGCAGCUUCACCGUCUCCUUGGAUCUCAAUCCGACCCGAUUUCUUCGGGUAUUGAAACGGUAUUGGGUUGGAUCCGGAGUUUGAACCCGAAAAUCAUGACGGUUGUGGAGCAGGAAGCUAACCAUAACAAGGAUGGGUUUUUGGAACGAUUCACGGAGGCACUACAUUAUUACUCGACCGUUUUCGACUCGCUCGAAGCGUGUCCGGUUGAACCGGAUAAGGCUAUGGCUGAGAUAUAUCUGCAGAGGGAGAUAUGCAACGUGGUGUGUUGCGAGGGACCGGCUCGGAUUGAGAGACAUGAACCAUUGGUUAAGUGGAGGGAGCGGCUCGGGAAAGCCGGGUUCAGACCGCUGCAUUUGGGUUCGAACGCGUUCAAGCAAGCCAGUAUGCUGUUAACUCUAUUCUCUGCGGAGGGUUACUGUGUGGAAGAAAACCAAGGGAGCUUGACAUUGGGUUGGCAUAGCCGCCCUCUCAUUGCAGCUUCGGCUUGGCAAGCUGUUUCUUUGCCAGAGACAGAAACGCUGCGUUUUGACCAUUGAUGAUCGGAGAACUUGAUUAACUAUGAACAAAAGCAUUGUAUUAGCUCACAUAAUAACAUACUGUAUAUUUCUCCUUCUUCUUUUAGUUUUCUUUUUUGGUUUGCCCUUAAUCAUUUUGAGUAUUUAAUAUCUGACUUCUUUUUCUUUGCAGUUAUUAAUAUAGACAUAGAUUUUGAGGGUUUUACCUGUCAUAAAUUGUUAUCCCAUGGUUUUUGGAUAUUUGCCAUAUGGCAAAUCAUUUGUUUAAAAAA
This is a messenger RNA of Cicer arietinum (chickpea), 2980 nucleotides long. Its product is annotated as protein SLENDER RICE1-LIKE 1-like. The record is from RefSeq and is a predicted model, not a curated record. Lineage: Eukaryota; Viridiplantae; Streptophyta; Magnoliopsida; Fabales; Fabaceae.